Aspergillus tanneri is the source of this 3633-nucleotide messenger RNA. RefSeq lists its product as uncharacterized. The transcript has a single exon. The record is from RefSeq and is a predicted model, not a curated record. NCBI's taxonomy places the organism in Eukaryota, Fungi, Ascomycota, Eurotiomycetes, Eurotiales, Aspergillaceae. Gene Ontology annotation, cellular component: cytoplasm. Gene Ontology annotation, molecular function: protein-folding chaperone binding; ATPase inhibitor activity. Bases 1 to 3633 code for a protein of 1210 amino acids.
AUGUUGGGCCGGUUGUUAAGUACAGCUGCCUCCACGUUCAGUCCGGCGACUUAUUCUGCAAAGAAUGCACACCAACUUGAAUCCGUAACUGAAGAAGAACAUACGUCGGGUCUACUGUUCCCAGAUGCGAGCCUUCUUCGACAUUCGAGUACCCAUGCCUACCCUCUCCACACAACCGUUAGUUCCCCGAAUGCCUCUACGGCGGGUGCUUAUGAUGAUCGAGGCGUCGGAGUGGACUUGGACCCCAUCAAGGAUUUUCGUGUGAUCAUUGCUCAGAAUGCAUUGGGAGACAAGGAUGCUUGUGUUUUAUUGGAUACCCGCGCAGCGGACCCGGCUUCUCAUGGGCUGGGAAUAGAGUCUCAGGCGCUGGAUGGAUCGAACGCACGACAUGCACGCACGGUCUCGACUAUUUCCAGAGGGGCUCGUCGAGGAUAUUUACCUCAGUCUUCGGCGGCAGAACCAGGCCCUUUUUCGAUUGCUGCGGAAGCUCGUCGGUCUCCUCCCGUUUCGUCUGGUGCCUUUUUGCGAGCUCGUGGCCGUAGCUCUACCCUGGCUCCUGGUGGAGGUUUUUAUGAUGCCGGCCACUCACGCCACUCGGCAGACUCGAAUGAUUCUAGUCUACUAAACUGUAUAUUUGGCAGCAGUGCUUUCAGCUACCGAGGCUCGUCAACAAAAAUGCAUAUAAUUUCCGCCGAUGAGGAGCCUGAUAAGACUUCGGGCACAAACACGACGUCCCGCCAUCAUUUCGCUCGAGCACACACUACUGGAAGCUCUUCAGGGUUUACACAUUCCAGCCAGUCGAGCGAUAGCAAACCGCCAUCGAAAGUGACUAUUCUCAUAACUAGGAUGUUCAGCGUCAACCUACCAGAGACAGGCGAAACCUCCCCAGGCAGACCAGAUAUCUCCUCGUCAGUAUAUCAAGAAUCGCCUCCUGAAUCGGGCUUCCCCUUCCCCGAUGUCACAAAGCGCAAAAAGAUCAAAGAGAAGAAGACCCCAAUGUAUGCUGUGGCGAUCACUAUUCAGAUUCCGCUCCUGGGCCGUAAUGCUGGAAGGCCCGUUUCUCGGUUCAGUACCCAAAGUCCGGAUUCCCCAAAGCCUGGAAUUUCCUGUUCGUUGGACUCGGCCUAUCGUUGGCGCCCUGGAUUCCUCGACGAUAGUUUGCCGAUGGCAUCUCCACCGGCUAGUUUGGAUGAACGCAUUGAUUUACUCGUGGAUCAGUGGGAUGUUAUCAACCGUGCUGUUUCUCACUUGGAGAGACUUUCUCGCAAGGAAAUUCUUUUCCUCUUGAAGAGAGUGGAUUCGUCGUCGGGAGUGCAUCCGAAGCCCGUAAAGGCCCCAAAUAUGCAGCGUACGAACCAAACUAUUAUUCAUUUACCGGCCAACAUCCUGGCUGUGAACUCGAAACUGAAAGAGGAGGCUGUUCGGAGUACCCGCCGAAUCAGCACUGCCCUUCAAACUCCGCACGUGGUGACGGGACAGAGUCGCUGGGGUGUUUGGCGUGAAGAAGGACGUUCGAUUGUUCGCGGUCUUGGGGACAAAGAGCACAGUUUCUUUUUCCUGGUCCUCAUUACGGCGUUUUUGGGGAACCACACCGAAUGGCUUAAUACACUGGGCCCAGACUGGUACCGUCGCCGGCACUAUCUUCAACAGAAAGCCCAGCAGCAGGAGUUGGACCCGAUCCUCGCAAACCGCACAGUGAUCAUUUCUCCGGACAAGAUGACGGCCCGCCGUCUCAUUUUCUUGCUUUCAGCCUUUCUUCCUCCCAAACAGCGCUUCGAGCCGCUUCCUUCCCCCAUCCGGCCAGGUACCUCGGCAUCCGCACGCGCUAUCUCUCAAAGUCCACCUUUUAUGCCCAUCACGAGGCAAAGUUCACUUCGAAGAACUAUCGAACGCCGGUCUCGUGCGCAGCGUCUCAACCUAUCUGACCGAGAACAACACCAUCGGUCUGUGAGCGUUUCGUCCUCUGAGACUGCACACCGUUCGGCGGACGAUGCCGACUCCACAGUGCCGAUUGACGCUAGCUCUCGUCGCAGAGGGUCUGAUGCGCGCUCCAUCCGCACCAUAGGUGUCCCCAUGCAUGUGAAGGAUGUGCGUAUGAAUAAGAACACUGGCUUAGCUACGACCUCCACCGCCACCCCGAGCACUACUGUUCCGGUCCCCCAUUUUGCUUCGCAGAGUCAAGCAGAACGCGAGAGGUUGGAUCGCACCGUGGCCGACGGAAGUGAUAGUUUAGCAUCCGAGAAUCUGUUGAAGAAUCUGCAGAGGAGUGAGAGUUCUGCAAUUAAUACCGACGGUAGUGUUCCAUCUAUUGGUGGCCGAUGGGGUACCUUGCUCUCCGGUUUGUGGCCCUCUCGCCAGCUCUCUGCUAUGGACAGCGGUUCAGUCUCACAAAUCGAGGCCCGAAGACGCUCCAUCUCUGUCCAUACCGCUCCUCCAAAGCGGCCCCACCGUACUCUGUCCCAAAUGGUCAAGGAAGUGUCCCCAGAACACAAAUAUGAUAUUCCCGAGGUGUCUGCGAGUGGCAAUAUCUCGAUUCCUCACUCUUCUAACGCUCAAAGCCUUGGAGAGGACGCUCCAGACUUUUCAUCUACGAUCGAGCACGCUAGAGAAUCCUUUCUAAAACUGUCUGUCCGCGGGGACGACGGAAUCGUAGAUGUCGAUCUCCCGCUGCCUGGAUUUGUUUCUCUUUCUUCGUCCGGAGAUUCCACUGUAUCUUCCCCAAAGAAAACGCGGACAUCGGUAACCAGCGUGGAUGCUCUGGCAUCGACACAUAGCAGCGGUUCCGGAUUCCACGCCCCGCUUAGGGACAGCGAAGGGCCUAACGUGAAUGUUGCUGGCUGGUUGAAGAGCUUCCAUGAGGACUUCUUGCUUCAAGCGGUCCGACCAUAUCCCAGCUUGGAGGCUGACAUCAAGCGUACAAUGAAAUCCGAACCUACACCAACUUCAGCCUUUGGUGACGUUGAUGGAUCGGAAAAGUGGGUUGACGUUGCGACAACAUUGAUUGCAGAUGUUAGGACUUUCACGGUUAAGCGACUACGUCUGAGACGCAAAGUUGUGGGAAGUGCUUACUGGCGGAGUGCAAAUUCACUCCCAGUGCCCUCGCAGCCAAGCACCCCUAGGCACAUCUCAGUGGGCUCGACGUCUGCAUCGCAGCUCACGAAUUCCUUUUCACCUGCGACAGGCUCUAGUAGAGCAUCUCCGCAUUCAUUUAUGGAUGUGUACGAGCCCAGUGAGGUUGAAGAGGUUUUCGUUGAGGAGCCAGUCAUGGACCUAGAUGGCACCUUGGUUGAUGCAUUGGAACGAGUCCUUGCCCAAAGUGGUCCUUCUUCGCUGGCACAUUCCCGUGCUCCAUCGCCAUCCCGGGCUCGCAAGGGAGAGGAUAAGCCAACCGCAGAGGCUACAACUCGCGAUGAAGUACCUCCUUUGGAGGUGCCCCGUACAGAAUGUCGCAAGCUAGUACUGGGAGCUCUGGAGGAGGUUGUCCGCAGCGUGACUGCAGAACACUGUCGAGAGGAUGUUGAUGGAGAACUCGGUCUAGCUGAUCGAGAGCGCAAGCGCUCGUUGGCUGGGCCUGACAAUACAUUGAGAGAGGGAGUCCGUAAAUGGCUUCUUGAUGUUGAAGAGGCUUGGUAA